AUGGAGCACUUUAUGGAAUAUUACGAUUCAUUUGUUGAUAUCACGAUUCCAUGUCACGUCACAGCGCAUGAUAACUGUUGCGUGCGGUCCCAUGACGACUUCUUUGACAAACACGGGUACGAGCAUGACGACUUUCUCAGAUUCCCGGAACGACACGGCUGGACUGUCAACCCGAGCACGUAUCACCUGCAGCUCGCCGAGCCACAGCCUCCCGGCAACAAAAUCAUUGUGAAAAAUGCCGAGGAAUUCAUCCAGUCAUGGCUAUUCUUUUGUCUCAUCACUUGUAUUGUCCGAGGUGAUGAGCCACUCCUAAAGUUCAAAGAUUUGAUCUCCGAUAGCGUCACAAGAGCUGAAAAUACUGUCGCAACGAAUCUUCGCACCAAGAAACUGAAAAAGGCGCUUGCUAUUUGGCAUCAAUGGGCCGAUCAGAAUCGCCAGGAAGCCAAGCUUAGACUAAUCCAGUCCGACCUCAUCCUUGAACUGGGUCGACAGGUAGUCCGGGCAAACCUGGCCGAAGAAGCAAAGCGUACCACCAAGCUUGGUAUAUCACCGAAGACAUCGCUGGCAAUCAUGAUUCUUGGAGAGACUUUAUCAGCCGCGAAGCUGGAGAUCAUGGAAUCGACGGGGACAAAGGUGCGAGGUUGGCACGAAGACGACAAUGAGGGCUGGGGAGGGUCCGAGUUUGUCUCCUCGGAAAUCAGAAAGUUGAAGUUUUGCCCUCAUGUCGCAAAGAUGCUCAAGGUACAAAUGGGGUCUAACGCGACUCUGCUGCUUGCCGCUACGAGACACUAUCCUGGAGUCCCCGACCAUGGCGCGGCAUGUGAGAAGGCCCAGAACUGCAUCUACAUGUCAGCAAGCACUGCGACAACUCCCGACUGGAUCUCAGAUAAUGGCACAAUACCGUCUCUAUAUCGGCCGCAAUGUCAUAAAACACAUGACGGACUGGUGGAACAGCUAUGCCAAAGGGGCAAUUGCUCGAUGGUGGGCCCAAAUAUGGAUGAUGUGUACAAUAUACUGAGCAAAGUCGACGACAAUGACGAAGGCUCCGAAUUUCCCUUGUUCAGAAUCCAAAUGAAGCCCACGGAAAUCGUCGUUGUGGUGGAAAAGUGGUCGCAUGCUGGUCAGAGACCUGAUUUCGCGACCAUAUCUCACGUUUGGUCUCAGGGACUGGGGAAUGAAGACAAAAACGAGGUCCAUCAGUGUCAAUUGAAGCACCUUGCCCAUCUCCUCGAAUUACUACAACCUCCAUUAGUCAACACCCGAACAGACGCGAGCCCUCUUUUCUGGCUUGACACAUUCGCCAUCCCCGUAAGGCCCAAAGCUGGGGAUUCAUCGCCACGCAUGCCGGGGGAUUUUGACGAUUUGAAGAAACGUUCAAUUCGACAGAUACGCCAUGUAUAUGACUCCUCUACUCAUUCUAUCAUCAUCGAUAAGGACCUAUGCAGCUAUGAGGCGGGUAAUCGCCCAAUCAAGGUUGCCAUGAGGCUGUUGACCAGCAGCUGGAUGAGAAGAUUGUGGACGCUUCAAGAGGCAUUUCUGAAUCCAUUCCCAGGCUGGGACUUUGAAAAGCUCAUGGAGAAUCUCGCGGCCAACGGCAAGAACGUUGAAGCUCACAAGUCAACGCUAUCCAUGUCGGGCAUCUUGAUUCGACAGCUUCGUGAGAACCUCAUGGUAUCUGAAAGGGAGGUGAGGAACCGGCCAGGCGACCCUGAUAGCACAAAAGGAUCCAUACUCAUUGCGAGUGCUUGGCGGUCCGUAAGGUGGCGGAGCACUUCUCGACAAGAAGACGAAACCUUGGCGCUAGCAACCCUGCUGAAUCUCGAUUAUCGGGAAACUGAUAUCUCAAAAGCAGGCGGCAUGAAGAAAUUCGAACCAGGAUCCAAGGAGGCCAUGAGACAGCGUCAAGAAAUGAUGAAGGAGUUCUGGCAACUCAUACAUCAACAUUGGGAAGGAUCCAUCCCAUCUGGCAUGAUCUUCCUCCCGCCGCCUCGACUGUCAAUCCCAGGCUUUGGUUGGUCUCCCGAGACUUGGAUGACAGGAAAAACUGAGGAUUAUCCGUAUCCUUUGGCACGCAUGGACUAUCCAACGGACCUGAAGCGCGAGGGCCUCAUUGUCCGAUACCCUGGGGUCAUCCUGUACAGCUCAAGUUUUGCAUCACGACUGGCCAACUUGGGCACGGGGGAGGACGGCUUCAACUUCCCCAUCGAUAGGGAGCUGAAUGAGUGGUACUCUGUGUCCGCCAUUGAGAAGCCCUCCAUGGACGUCGUACAAGCGAGUAACAAUGAUACCGGCAAUCCGAAAGCGCCGAAGAGGUUCUCUCUGAUAAUGUCGCGACCAAGGCCUAAAGAUCGUAAGGAGGUGGCGCUGCUCGUAGAGAUUUACGGAAGCCCCCGGCGGCGCAAAGAGGGCAAGGAACCAUACGAUGUGUACCAGUGUUGGAUCAUCUCGAGGGUCUGGGUCCGCCGAGUGAGGCCCCAGAAACUGAGCAGCUUUGGCGUGAUCGGAGAGCUCACUGAUGAGAAUCAGCGCUGGUGCGUGGAUGAUUAUAAGCCCCGGGUGGACCAAGAGAAAUCCAGUGUGGUCGGUACGGCCAUGCCCGUGGACACCUUAGGGAACCCGAACGAUCCUAAUGGCACUCUUGGCACGUCCACUGGCAGUGGCAGAUUUGCGAAUUUCUUUUCAUUCAAUAAGUCAGCAACAUGGGCACCAACAAGCAAAGGGAAAGGACCCAUGUAG
Messenger RNA from Diaporthe citri, 2736 nucleotides. RefSeq lists its product as uncharacterized. The record is from RefSeq and is a predicted model, not a curated record. The coding region runs from base 1 to 2736 and encodes 911 amino acids. NCBI's taxonomy places the organism in Eukaryota, Fungi, Ascomycota, Sordariomycetes, Diaporthales, Diaporthaceae. The transcript has 3 exons.